This is a messenger RNA of Pseudovirgaria hyperparasitica, 1512 nucleotides long. RefSeq lists its product as uncharacterized. NCBI's taxonomy places the organism in Eukaryota, Fungi, Ascomycota, Dothideomycetes, Acrospermales, Acrospermaceae. The record is from RefSeq and is a predicted model, not a curated record. The coding region runs from base 1 to 1512 and encodes 503 amino acids. The transcript has a single exon.
AUGACCUUCUCAGACAUGGCAAUGGAUAGCUCCGGAAGGACACCAACCAGUGUUACGCAGAGAGAACCCCGCGCCAUGAAUUAUAUCCAGGUCUCGGACAAAUUACUUACAUUUGCGGAUGAUACGGAUGUCUCGUCGAUCCUGGAAGAGCUUGAGGCGAAGCGUCAACAGCUUGAUGAGCAAGUGGUCUCUUUCAUAACCGAUGUGCAACGAAGCUUCGACCAAUUCUCCGAGAAUCUGCUAAAGCAGCGCUUAUCCGCCCAACAAUCCUGUCGUGAAGUGGUAGUUCAACCAGAACUUGACACUACUAAGUUAUUAGCAAGUGAGGAACCACAACAAGAAGUACGCGAUGUGCCUCACAGAGCCCCAGUUGAUACAUCCCAACGACGACCCGGUUCUUCCCCUGUACAACAUUUUCACGACCGAGCGAUUCACGACGAUCGUUCUCCACACGACGAUCGAGAAAUGGAGUUAGCCGGUUUCUUCACUCCGCAUUUCCUUCCGCUCCUCGAAGCAACCCGCAGCAAUUCGUCGCCAGAGGUACCGACGACGAAACAUAUCGAUGAAAUUUUGAAGGUCAAUCCUUCGAAGCUCGAAAGAUCUGUGUCUGUUCCGAUAGCGAAUCCUCUGCUCACUCGCAAGUCAGCACUACGGAACGGACGGUCAUCGAAAAAUAAGAGAAAACGAGUGUCCCUCAGCAUUGAUGAUAGCAUUGUACGGCCGUCGGAUGAACCGCAGAACGACACUCCAGUCACGCCAACAGACGACGAUGAGGGCUCAGCAGCACCAAAUAUGGCCAUCACGGACAAGGACGGUUCUUCUGUGUACGUCUGGGUUCCUGAGAAAGCACGUCUUCCACUCUCAGACGAAGAUCCUAUCGACUACGUCAUUGCAGUGGGUGGCGUUCUUCACGAAGAUGCCUCUGACCUGUCUUUCUCAACGACCAUUCUGAAGGAUGCCCCAAAGACAUCAUCUCCAGUGAUUUCACCACAACACUUCGAUUGGUCACCCAUAACAGAGCGUAAGGAAUUUGUCUCAGAUGCAGAUAUGUACUUAGUCGGCCCCCCAAAAAAAUCUACGUUUUCGCCAUUGCCUGCCCCAUCUUCCCUAGCGAUUCGCCAGGUCCCAGCCUACACGGACAGUUUCAGCACAUCUGUCAACCAGGUCUUCAGCCCAGUCUUUGCAACCGAUCCGAAAUACGAGGUAGCAGGUGGGCUGCCCAAAAGCAGCGAAGGCCCACCUAGUUCAUACGUUGGGGGCAUCAGUGGAAGUGGUGUCGAUGCGAUGGAUACAGGCAGUGUUGGUUACCCGAGUAGCUUAGGGGCGAGCUAUAUGGAACAAUUUGCUGCGCAGAGGUUGUCAGGCAGUCAGAAUCUGUCAGGGAUAGACCGAGGAGACCGAGAUGGGACUGAGAAAGACAAGAAGAAAAAGAGAAAAGUGGUCAAAGAUGCGAGACCCGAGGAGAGAAUCGCUGAUAGCGAGGAAUUUUUGGGCGAGAUGGAAGGAAUAUAG